Molecule: messenger RNA, 1661 nt
Organism: Linum tenue
Lineage: Eukaryota; Viridiplantae; Streptophyta; Magnoliopsida; Malpighiales; Linaceae
Source: the annotation of a GenBank genome assembly
GGGCAGCGGGCUCCAUUUCUACACUGUGUAAGUUGGAUCGGCGAUCCGUUUAGUGGCAAAAAUUUGGUGCCCGCCGGCGGCACAAUUUGUCCAACGAUUCCGUUGAACUUCGCUACGGAUUCUCAAUGGCAUCAGUACUCCCAUCCUCUUCCUUCGUUAACUGAACUUCUCAAUCUCUGUUCAAUGGAUUCGUCUUCGUGCUUACACAACAAGUUCAAGUUCACUACCUGCUUGACGAAUUUACUCAGCGGACCCAUUCGUUUUUGCUUUCAGGAGCGUGCGGACCAGACAAGGUUCAGAGAAUUGGCGAAAUCAUCCUCAUUUUGCAGCAAAAUCUACUCUGAGAUAGAAGAGAUCGGAUGGGAGCACCUCGCAAACUUUUCUGGGGAUCUAAAGUUCCUUAGCUUUCGCAUUGUAGAUGGGAAUCAAAGAACCCACACAGUUGGAAUUCAGCUAGAUGAGACCUAUCCAAAAUCUGCACCUUCAGUUUCAGCGGAUGUGCCUUAUGCACUCAAUGUCAAAUGGUCAAUGAACUCAAGACUGAAAGAAUUGAUGCAACAGUUUACUGAUCAUUUCUCUAGGCUUGAUGAAUUCUGGUCCACCUUGGAGGAUAUUGACAAUUCCCUUUAUGUGGUGGAUUCAAAAAAGUCAUCUCGGAAUGUACAUUUUCGCCAAAUUGAUGCAGGAAAUGGUUGUUUCAUUAUGCUGUUCAUAAAUCCCAGAGAUCCAAAAUCUUUACCUGAUACUAGCAGGUGCCGAUUUUUGGGUUCAUGUUCUCCGGUGGAUAAUUUGCAAAAGUUGUGGCGAAGAAAUAGCAAAAAAUGGGAUAAGGAGAAGAGGUAUCUAGAAAAUCUUGCUUCCAUUUUGGAAAGCCCACUGCCAAGCCGGCUAGAUAUUGGGAAGAAUGAUCAACAAUCUGAAUGUGGGAUUUGCUACGCUCAUUGUCUUCCUAUUGAUGAUGAGCUUGGAUCUAUGAGCGGUUCUGGAACUGACUACACGUGUGAGAAUGCAAACUGCAAUAGGGCUUUUCAUCGUGUUUGUCUGGGUGACUGGUUGCGCUCCAUAACAACAACAAGGCAGUCAUUCGAUGUCCUGUUUGGCAACUGCCCCUACUGCUCCGACCCAGUUGCAAUCAAAAUGACUGAUGCCAGCAAGUAAUUUUGGUUUCUUCUGUAAUCUCCUGUUCUCGGAAGAACAAUCAAUGAUGGGAAUGGCAGGUUGGCAUUAAUGGGUUGAAGAAAAGCAAGCAGCCAGCAAGGUUGUGAUGGUGAGUGAAAGCAUCUCAGUAACCAACGCCAGCUUGUUGUUGCUCUGUAUAUACGCAGUGCCACUGCUUCUACAGUUCUCAUUAGCCUUAGACCUACGACCUAACAAUCAUUUUGAUGCUUUCAUUUUCACUGGUUCCCUCUCUCCUCAUGCCCUCCCCUUUAUCUUAUUUGUGCAUUAUUGAGUUCCGGCGAGUAGCAGAGAAAUAAAGGGGACGAGCCAAGUCCACUUGUUUCUGUUUCAUAAACUCGUCGGCAGCAUAGUUAGGUGACAUGCCAAUGCCAUCGCAACGAAUCAGGAGAUUUUAAUUGGUGUAGAAGCGUUUGGGACCAAAAUGGUCCCCUAGCAAAUGAGAGCCAGGUCUCUCUCUUUAUUUAAAUUUUUUUUUUGCAGAA